GUUCGUCAAAAUGGUUUCAAAGAUUCAUUUACUGAUUACAUUUCUGGCUAUUGUGCGAGGUGAAGUUGGUCCAACUGUUGGACGAAGAGCUCCUUAUGCCCCAGCUGGCUGGCAUCCGCGGGUCCCAUUCAACUUACCCAACGAGAAUGUACCUCGUCAGGGAGUGGAAAUCACCAAGGCUCGAGUUGACCAAAUCGAGCCAGUGGAUAAACCUCAACCGAACUAUCUGCCCCCGCAACAACUAGGAAUUCCCGAUGGAGAGAUUCUGCCCAGCUCCCGGCCGGCCAACCAGUACGGUCCCCCGGAUCCUAAAUUCAAAAUUAUCUAUCCUGACGAGGAAGAGCCAGCUACUCCAAGGGAUUCCGCAGACAAUCAGGAAGCGAAAAAAAGAGAAGGCCGCUACUUCGUCAUAUCGCAGGAUAACAAACUGCAGAGACUUACUUUCAGCUCUCAGCAGAACGGCGAUGGUGAGGACUUUACGGCUCAGUUGAGUUAUGCAACUGUGGGGCAGCUCAAGGAUCCAGUCUACCGAUACAACAGCCAGGGACAACUGGAGCGGGUCUUGAAGUAGACAUUUUGGAUUAGAAGUACAAAAUUUCUGAGACCGAUCGAAUUACUUUCAAGCAAUAGAUAUUUCGGGACUCGAUGAAAGAAUGCAAAUAA
This is a messenger RNA of Drosophila biarmipes, 663 nucleotides long. RefSeq lists its product as uncharacterized. NCBI's taxonomy places the organism in Eukaryota, Metazoa, Arthropoda, Insecta, Diptera, Drosophilidae. Bases 11 to 571 code for a protein of 186 amino acids. The record is from RefSeq and is a predicted model, not a curated record. The transcript is spliced from 2 exons.